AUGUUGGACGGUUGGAACAUAAAGAAGAACCAAGUCCACUUGGUGCUGCGAGACAAUGCUGCUAACAUGGUCAAGGGAAUGAGAGAAGCAUGUGUUCCAUCUUAUGGCUGCUUUGCCCAUACACUACAGUUAGUCAUUGGGGAUGGACUGUUGUUUCAAAAAGUAGUUAAAGAUCUGCUUGCCGUCUGCCACAGAAUUGUUAGUCACUUUAAACAUUCAUCACUUGCCCAUUCACGUCUGCAAAAGAUUCAAGCUAGUCUCGGAUUACCUCAGCACCGCCUACCACAAGAUGUAUCAACCAGAUGGAAUUCCCCCCUCUACAUGCUCCAAGCAAUCAUAGAACAAAAGAUGGCCAUAGCUGCUUAUUCCUCAGAGUAUAGGAUUCCCCAACUGACAGCAACACAGCUGGAAAUAGCUGCAAAAGUUAUUGAGGUACUUGAACCUUUCGAGGAAAUCACAAAAGCAGUCUCAUCUGAUGCAUCGACCAUAUCAUUAGUCAUUCCGUUUGUUCGAAUGCUUCAUAGGACGCUGAAAGAGCAACAUAAUGACAAAGGAAUUCAGUCAAUGAAGGAUGAGAUUCUAAAGUCAUUGCAAAAGAGAUUUUCGGACAUAACUGAUAACUACUCUUUAGUCUUAGCAACACUGUUGAACCCCAGAUUCAAGGACAAGUUUUUCAGUGACACAUCAGGAAGAAGUUUUGCUAGAGGUCUUCUUCAGGAGAAAUGUCAUGAACUACUGCUAGAAACAAAAUCAGAUCCUGACUCAUGUGCAGAGGACACUUGCCCACCCUCUCCUAAGAGACCUCAAAGUUUACUUUGGAGAAGUUUCUCAGAUAUUUUAAAAGAAACGGGCUCCUGUUCAGCAAGUUCUAAGACUCCAUCGAACAUUGACCAUUAUCUGUCAGAACCAGUAAUAGAUUUUCACCAGGCCAGCUGUGACAGCUGGUGGAUGGAAAACAACAGAAGAUUUCCACUUCUGUCAGAGCUUGCACAACGCUACUUAAGUGCCCCUGCAACAUCUGUUCCCUCAGAAAGGGUUUUCUCUGAUGCUGGCAACAUCUGUAAUGAUAAACGUAACAGGCUAGCACCCGAGCGAACAGAAACAUUGUUAUUUAUUAAGAAGAACUUUGACAUAUGUAAAAAAUGA
Molecule: messenger RNA, 1146 nt
Organism: Corticium candelabrum
Lineage: Eukaryota; Metazoa; Porifera; Homoscleromorpha; Homosclerophorida; Plakinidae
Product: zinc finger BED domain-containing protein 4-like
Exons: 1
Coding region: 1-1146 (381 amino acids)
Molecular function (GO): protein dimerization activity
Source: RefSeq, a predicted model, not a curated record